CACGGGACGACUUAGUAUGAAAAGCCUACGAAGUACCUGUAUCAAUAUAGCUACCUGCUGCCUGGACAUUCGGUUAUCGAGAUACCUUGAGUAUAUACAAUGUCAAAAGUUCGAUACCUUUAAACGGUCUCUGUAUUUACCAGCUGUGUAGAUUGGGUGCUUGAUCGGAUUCAAUGCUUCCUAGCCGAUGCGCCAAAUCCUUCAGACUUCUAUUUAAACCCUACGGGGCAAGCCAGUCAAGUUAGUUCGUCGGCUUGCCACCCGAAGUCAGACCAUCUCUACGGAACACCAACCCACCUGUUUCCGAGAUAUAUAGCAUCUUUGAUCAACACAAUUAUACAUACUCUUACAGUAGGAGACAAAAUGGCGUCGAAGGCAUUCUUCGAUCCCCUCGUCGUGCUGCGCGUCGCGCCCGUCAUCACAUCCACAAUGGCCAUGCGAUUCUCGCACGACCAGUAUUUCUUCCUCAGCAACUUCUUGCUGCCUCAACAUCGCGAGAAAGCAAACGAGAUCGUCCCAUCCUACUUCACCACGUUCUUCAUGAGGGGCAUCUGGGACAUCGCCAUCUUUUACACGUUAACGCCUGCCAUCGGUAUCAGCAACUUCUACUCUAGACCGAACGGCGCGUGGAAGUGGUAUGCCGCCGGUACCGCGCUUGCCGUUUUCCACCUUGCUUUUGCGCCUUUCGUCAUGUACAAGGUGAAGGGACUUUCUGACGACGAGCCCAAGGGCCAGGGAAACACGCUCCUUCGUAAAUGGCUCGAUGUUCACAUUCUCCGGUCUUGGGUAGCUGACGUUCCUGCCUGGGCCUGCUUCGUGAUCGGGUGUAUCAAAUCCCUGCAGCCGUUGUAAAGAUCUCCGUCAAUAGCACAGCCGUGACGCAUUUCCACGUGUGCUGUUUUGCGUGUAAGUAGGUACGGUACGAUACGGUACGUACUACGACAUAGACGAGGACGGAUCGCAAUCAACAUCAAGCCAUGUAUCAGGUGGAAUAUGCGAGGAAAGAAGAGCAAGAUGUAUCAUAGCAAGACUGACUCCCCUCUUUAUCUGACACUGGCAACGUUGUAUUCAAAUUGACGCAGGAUGCUCUCUGCUCGUGGCUACCUUCAACGCCAACAGCAGAUGGUACACCGCAAUGACGUCGACAUUCAACUGUCGAGCUUGCCGUAGUCGGCGCAAAUUCAACUCGGUUCGCAAAGGACAGGAAGGGCCACCUUCUUAUCGCGGUUACUAGGAGGAGCAAUCAGUGCAUCCCGUCUUCGAUAGCUAUAAACUAGUCUCCCGAGGUUUGCCCUCUGAGAGAACGUGUCUUACAAUAAACUCAUCUCUUUGCCAUCCG
Molecule: messenger RNA, 1339 nt
Organism: Xylaria bambusicola
Lineage: Eukaryota; Fungi; Ascomycota; Sordariomycetes; Xylariales; Xylariaceae
Exons: 3
Coding region: 364-852 (162 amino acids)
Source: RefSeq, a predicted model, not a curated record